CAGCCUGGGGGCGGGCUCAGGCCCGGCCCGCCGCGGAACCCAGGACAGAGGCUGCAUGCCCGAGGACCAGGCCGGCGCAGCCAUGGAGGAGGCAUCUCCUUAUUCCUUACUUGAUAUCUGCUUGAAUUUCCUGACUACUCACCUUGAGAAGUUCUGCUCAGCAAGACAAGAUGGAACAUUGUGUCUGCAGGAACCUGGAGUAUUCCCACAGGAGGUGGCUGAUCGGCUACUUCAGACCAUGGCUUUUCAUGGUCUCCUGAAUGAUGCAACUGUAGGUAUUUUUAGGGGCAACCAGAUGCGCUUAAAACGAGCUUGCAUUCGCAAAGCCAAGAUCUCUGCUGUUGCUUUCCGGAAAGCCUUCUGCCACCACAAGUUAGUGGAACUUGAUGCCACAGGUGUGAAUGCUGACAUCACAAUUACAGACAUCAUCAGUGGGCUUGGCAGUAACAAAUGGAUCCAGCAAAAUCUCCAGUGCCUCGUGCUGAACUCAUUAACUCUCUCUCUUGAAGAUCCUUAUGAGCGGUGCUUUAGCCGACUUUCUGGCCUUCGAGCAUUAAGCAUCACCAAUGUUCUCUUUUACAAUGAAGACCUGGCUGAAGUUGCCUCAUUGCCAAGAUUAGAGAGCCUGGAUAUUUCCAACACCUCGAUCACAGACAUCACGGCUCUGCUGGCCUGCAAAGACCGACUCAAGUCUCUAACCAUGCAUCACUUGAAAUGUUUAAAAAUGACAACUACCCAGAUACUGGAUGUUGUUCGAGAACUAAGACAUCUGAAUCAUCUUGAUAUUUCAGAUGAUAAACAGUUUACAUCGGACAUAGCUCUUCGAUUAUUAGAACAAAAGGACAUCCUGCCCAACCUCGUCUCCUUGGAUGUUUCUGGGAGGAAGCAUGUGACAGACAAAGCUGUUGAAGCUUUUAUUCAGCAACGGCCCAGCAUGCAGUUUGUAGGUUUGCUGGCCACUGAUGCUGGCUACUCUGAAUUCCUCACAGGCGAAGGACAUUUGAAGGUGUCUGGAGAAGCCAAUGAAACUCAGAUUGCAGAAGCAUUGAAAAGGUACAGUGAACGGGCCUUCUUUGUCCGAGAAGCUCUGUUUCACCUUUUUAGCCUGACUCAUGUGAUGGAAAAAACAAAGCCAGAAAUUUUAAAGCUUGUGGUUACAGGGAUGAGAAACCACCCUAUGAAUUUGCCAGUGCAGCUUGCUGCAAGCGCCUGUGUAUUUAAUUUAACCAAGCAGGAUCUUGCUGCAGGAAUGCCUGUCCGACUCCUGGCCGAUGUGACCCAUUUGCUGCUCAAAGCCAUGGAACAUUUUCCCAACCACCAGCAGUUACAGAAGAAUUGCCUCCUUUCACUUUGCAGUGACCGAAUUCUUCAAGAUGUUCCAUUCAACAGGUUUGAAGCGGCCAAGCUUGUCAUGCAGUGGCUCUGCAACCAUGAGGAUCAAAACAUGCAGAGGAUGGCGGUUGCUAUUAUUUCCAUUCUGGCUGCCAAGCUUUCUACAGAACAGACAGCCCAGCUUGGUGCUGAGCUCUUCAUUGUCAGGCAACUUCUUCAAAUAGUGAAGCAGAAAACCAAUCAAAAUUCGGUGGACACUACUUUGAAGUUUACUUUGAGUGCACUUUGGAACCUCACAGAUGAAUCUCCAACCACUUGCAGACACUUUAUUGAAAAUCAAGGGUUAGAACUCUUCAUGAGGGUUCUAGAGUCAUUCCCAACUGAGUCAUCCAUUCAACAGAAAGUCCUAGGACUUUUGAACAAUAUAGCUGAAGUACAAGAAUUGCAUUCUGAAUUAAUGUGGAAGGAUUUUAUAGACCACAUCAGUAGUCUUCUACAUAGUGUUGAAGUGGAAGUCAGUUACUUUGCAGCUGGAAUUAUUGCCCACUUAAUAUCUAGAGGUGAACAAGCUUGGACAUUGAGUCGCAGCCAGAGGAAUUCGCUCCUGGAUGAUCUGCAUUCAGCUAUUUUGAAAUGGCCAACUCCAGAGUGUGAGAUGGUAGCCUACAGGUCCUUUAAUCCAUUUUUCCCAUUACUUGGCUGUUUUACAACACCUGGAGUCCAGCUAUGGGCAGUUUGGGCCAUGCAACAUGUCUGCAGCAAGAAUCCCUCAAGGUACUGCAGCAUGCUGAUUGAGGAAGGAGGCUUGCAGCAUUUAUACAACAUCAAAGAACACGAACAGACUGAUCCCCAUGUCCAGCAGAUUGCUGUGGCCAUUCUGGACAGCUUAGAAAAACACAUUAUACGCCAUGGGAGGCCACCUCCCUGUAAAAAGCAGUCUCAGGCCAGACUAAAUUGAUAGCCAUAGGACCUGGAACUCCAUUCAUUCAUUUCAUUAAAUUCCCACGCUAGGUGCUGUUUGGGCUUCCCUGGUGGCUCAGACAAUAAAGAAUCUGCCU
Molecule: messenger RNA, 2390 nt
Organism: Budorcas taxicolor (takin)
Lineage: Eukaryota; Metazoa; Chordata; Mammalia; Artiodactyla; Bovidae
Gene: ZYG11B
Product: zyg-11 family member B, cell cycle regulator
Exons: 15
Coding region: 56-2290 (744 amino acids)
Cellular component (GO): Cul2-RING ubiquitin ligase complex
Molecular function (GO): protein binding
Source: RefSeq, a predicted model, not a curated record